Messenger RNA from Anopheles nili, 624 nucleotides. Its product is annotated as UPF0193 protein EVG1 homolog. Bases 4 to 624 code for a protein of 206 amino acids. The transcript has 3 exons. Lineage: Eukaryota; Metazoa; Arthropoda; Insecta; Diptera; Culicidae. The record is from RefSeq and is a predicted model, not a curated record.
GACAUGGAUUGGCCCAGCACAAGAGUGUCCCAGGGUGGGCUCUUUCAUACGCCCCGUGCACGCUAUACCAAGGAAACUCAGGAGCUUAUUAAAGUGUUAAUGGAAGAGGCCAAAUUGACGAUACUUCAAAGAAAUAAAAUUAACUACCAUCUUCGAAAUGGAGAACCCUUACCGAUUCCAAAGGAGCCUAAAUUUGAACAGGAGUACAGCAAUUUUUUGCCCGUCGCUAUUCCGCGGAAGAAUAUUAAAAAACGAUCGCUGAAUACCAUCAUUCAGAGUGGUGCGUUUGACGUGGAGAAGUACGUGCCUCACAAACCGAAGGAACCGAUCGAGAAAGUGAAACUAAAACUGCAAGAACAAAUGAGUGGCGUGAAAGUGUUUCCUGAUGAUGGUCGCCGACGACGGGUGCUUCGAAGUAAAAGUGAUGGAUGCAUGGACUUCGUUCCUCCCGAUCGUGCAAGUGAACUUCUGGAGGAAAUCAACGAACGCGUCCAGUGGCUAGAAGAAAUGGAGGCUCUGGGUGAGGGAAAAAAGCAUCGAGCCACUAUCCAGCUGCAGAUUGCAGAAAAACUCAACGAACUCAAACGUCUCGAGCGAGCAAAGUCGCAGGAAAACGAAAUCUAA